Messenger RNA from Grus americana (Whooping crane), 990 nucleotides. It is a transcript of the gene FBXO48, whose product is annotated as F-box protein 48. Gene Ontology annotation, molecular function: protein binding. Gene Ontology annotation, biological process: SCF-dependent proteasomal ubiquitin-dependent protein catabolic process. The record is from RefSeq and is a predicted model, not a curated record. NCBI's taxonomy places the organism in Eukaryota, Metazoa, Chordata, Aves, Gruiformes, Gruidae. The transcript is spliced from 2 exons. Bases 240 to 695 code for a protein of 151 amino acids. Gene Ontology annotation, cellular component: SCF ubiquitin ligase complex.
GUCACUCGCCUCUAGAGCGGCGGGGCUGCGCCCUCUCUGCGGACCCGAAGAGCGAAAGAUUUGCCUUAAAAACCACCGACAUCGCCCCCACCACCCCCGUCGUGGCGUGACGCAGCGGACAGAAGGCAGGGACAUGCCGGCGGGCGGAGAACCGGCCUCGGGUGCUGCUGGCCGCGGCCGCCCGGAGACGCAGCGGUCGCGGUGACGGGGGGCGCCCUCCCCGCCCUGAGGCCGCGGGGAUGGAGGGGGAGCGCUCUGCCGCCGGGGGACCCGCGCUCCUCCCUGCCGGCCGGGAGACGGGGGGACGAGGAGGAGACCCGGCCGACUUCGUGGCUUUCCUCCCUCCGGAGGUCAGCUCUCGGAUUUUCAGUGACCUGGACGUUGAGAGUUUGUGUCACGCGGCCGUGACGUGCAAAGGCUGGCACCGCGUCAUCGAGAGCAACGACUGCUUGUGGAGACACCACUGCUUGACUGUAAGGGCUGUCUGCCAGCGGGAGAUCGACUGCGAUCGAGGAAAUGGAUAUUCCUGGAAGAUCACAUUACUGAGAAACUACUGGAAAAGCAAAGUGAAGCAAGAAUGGCUGAGUGGGAAAUACAGCAACGUUCCUUCACAAAACAGCUUGCCCGAGAAAAGCAUGUAUCCAAUGGAUGUCGAGACAUGGGGAGAAAUCCUGGAAGCAGAACUUGAGAGAUGAGAAACCAGUGCUGGUUCUUGCAACUCAAGAACCUUCUAUCAACAACUCACAGACUGCCAAACUGUACAUAUUUUGCUGUUCAAAAUCAGUUGUGUUCGCAAAUGUAUGAUGAAAGUGUCUCAAAAAAAAAAGUUAUGUCUAUCUUUUUUUUACUUGCACUUUAUCAGAUUAAUUUUUUGUAAAAUUCUAAAUAAGACUAAAUAUUCAGUUGUAAUUUUAUAUUUGUAAAUGUAAUGUUCUGCUGUAUUGUCAAAAAGAUGUUGAUUGUACUUUAAAUUUGCACUUUUUAUUUUGG